AUUACAGUGUUGUUGUUGUUGUUGUUUUUUAAAAAGAUCAAUAGUGUUUGAAUUGAUUUUAUGUCUAAUAUUAUGUUUAAUAACCGUUUCAUUAGUAGAGAUGGGUUUAAAGGUAAAAUAAAAACCCCAGGGAAAAGCAUUUCAAUACUAAGAUGUUGUACCAGGUUUUUUGUGGGAAAUUAGAAAAAAAUAGAUCAUUUUCUUUCACUCCCACAGUUCAUUUGCCAGCAGAGUUAUAUGUUUUUGAAAACCUCCCAGGUGAAACAAAGGACAGAGAUCAAAGAUCAAAUAUCAAAGACACAGGAUGGAAAAAAACCCAACAAAUUAAACAGAGACAUCUUUGCCUUUAAAUGUCUCUUUGUUAAGGUUUGCUGAAGCGAAUGGCUGACUGACUUGAAAGAACUUUUUCACUGUUUGAUUUUUUUUACUAGGUUAUGCAGAAGUUUCCAGGCUACGAAAACAUUUAGAUUUAACAUUAAAAUGCUAAGAUCUUUUGAGCCUGUGCCGUUCCAUACUCAUACACACUUCAAUAUCAAUUCAAAUAACACAAAAAAAAAAAAAAAAAUCACCCAAUGUGGCCAAUGUCAUUAUUUCCAGGGUUUGGUUUCAUGGUACUUGAACAGUCUGCACAGUUUAAUGAGUCAUUCUACCACUGUUUCACCAAAAAAAAAAAAAAAAAAUCCCAACAUGAUGACACAUGCCGAGUGCUGGGAGCGGGGGGUUGAGUUUUGUCACCACUUCAUCUGUGUGACUGUGUGUGUUUGUGUGUGUACGUUGUAUGAGUCAAGCCCCUCCCAGACCAACUGUAUAUUAAGACCUGGUACAACCUCACCUCAACGCUUAUUUUUCAGGAUCUCUCGAGCACAACUGAGCUGACUUUUAGACAAAUCCCCCUGUUUAACCCUUACAGUAGAGGCUUUUAUAGUGGACAUGGCAUCAGCAGGGCUUCAGUUGUUGGGCAUUGCCCUGUGCAUCAUCGGCUGGAUUGGAGUCAUUGUCACCUGUGCGUUGCCACAGUGGAAAGUGACGGCGUUCGUUGGUCAGAACAUCGUCACCGCUCAAACAACCUGGGAGGGCAUUUGGAUGACCUGCGUGGUCCAGAGCACGGGCCAGAUGCAGUGCAAGGUCUAUGAUUCAAUGCUGGCCCUCUCAAAUGAUCUUCAGGCCGCCCGUGCCCUCGUCAUCAUCUCCAUCUUGGUGGGCAUUAUUGGCAUACUCCUCGCCAUCGCAGGGGGCAAGUGCACCAACUGUGUGGAAGACGAAAGCCCAAAAGCCAAAAUCAGCAUUGCGGCCGGAGUCAUCUUCAUCAUUGCUGGAGUUAUGUGCCUGAUUCCUGUGUCCUGGACGGCCAACGGUCUCAUUAAGGAUUUCUACAACCCAAUCAUGAUGGGCUCCCAGAAGAGGGAGCUGGGGGCUGCACUCUUCAUUGGCUGGGGGGCCUCUGGGCUUCUCAUUCUGGGAGGUGCAUUACUUUGCGCCAACUGCCCUCCCAAGGACAACUACUCUGCCAAGUAUUCAGCUGCCCGUUCAACUGGACCAAAGGACUACGUCUGAGGAGGUGACGUGGAGCAGGAGAGCAGGAGGAGAGAGAGGAGACUGAGAAAAGACUUGUGUCAAACACCAUGUGGUCCAGUAAAACUACUCCAUGUUUUCACAUCUUGUUACAUUUUGAAUUUCAAAAGUUUUUUGUUGACUGUACAGUGUUUUGAUGUAGAAUGACAGACGUUAUGAAUUGUUGAAUCCCGUGUGGACCACACCCAAGCAACGGCUCCUGUGGAUGAGGCUCAUGAAAAGUUGAUGUACUUUUUGCUUUGGAAUUAAUAUUGUUGUCCUUCUUUUAACAUAUCAUUUCAAUUUCAAUUAUUUUUAUUCGACUGUCGUGAAACUAUAAAUAAAGUGUUUUUUAUGUUAAAGGUGAAUAUCA
Cynoglossus semilaevis (tongue sole) is the source of this 1924-nucleotide messenger RNA. Its product is annotated as claudin-4-like. Gene Ontology annotation, molecular function: structural molecule activity. The transcript has a single exon. NCBI's taxonomy places the organism in Eukaryota, Metazoa, Chordata, Actinopteri, Pleuronectiformes, Cynoglossidae. Gene Ontology annotation, cellular component: bicellular tight junction; membrane. Bases 931 to 1554 code for a protein of 207 amino acids. The record is from RefSeq and is a predicted model, not a curated record.